This is a messenger RNA of Grosmannia clavigera kw1407, 1548 nucleotides long. Its product is annotated as major facilitator superfamily transporter multidrug resistance. The coding region runs from base 1 to 1548 and encodes 515 amino acids. Gene Ontology annotation, biological process: transmembrane transport. The record is from RefSeq and is a predicted model, not a curated record. Gene Ontology annotation, molecular function: transmembrane transporter activity. NCBI's taxonomy places the organism in Eukaryota, Fungi, Ascomycota, Sordariomycetes, Ophiostomatales, Ophiostomataceae. The transcript is spliced from 5 exons.
AUGGAGACCACAGCAGCUGCCAAGAAAGAAGCCUUCCCGGUGAAGCAGCUAAGCAUUCUGCUGGCCGUUCGCCUUGUGGAGCCGCUGGCGGUGAACUCCAUUGUGCCGUAUUUGUUUCCCAUGGUCAAGUUCCUUGCGCCGGCGCUGAGCGAUAUUGAGGCCACGAAGCGUGUCACCCUGCUCUUCUCCGUCUAUGCCUUUGCCCAAUUCGGCACCAACAUCGCAUGGGGUCGUCUUAGCGACCGCGUCGGCCGUCGGCCGACCAUGCUCUUCGGCCUGGUGGGCGUCUUUGUCGGCACGCUCGGCUUCGGUCUCAGCACGUCGAUACCUGCCCUGUUUGUCUUCCGCCUGGUAGCCGGUCUUCUGAGCGGCAAUGUUGUCAUCACCCGGGCCAUCAUCGGCGACAUUGUCCGGGACCGUCAGAACAAAGCAAGGGCUUUUGCCUGGAACCAGACCGCAUACCAGAUCGGCCAGGUGAUCGGACCCAUCAUCGGCGGCUAUCUGGUGGAGCCGUGCACUCAGGUGCCGGCUCUCUGUCGGGGUGGCCGGUUCGCUUGGCUGGCCUCGCAUCCGUAUGCUCUGCCGAACCUAGUGAUCGCAGUCAUGAUCGCCACGUCCUUCUUUACGGCCUUUUUUUUCCUGAACGAGACUCUCCCACAAAAUGUCCUCAAGCCCAGUGCUCCCACCAGCGAGCAGAGCCCUCUGCUUCGACCGGACAGCGACAGCGCAUUGGAGACUUGGAAGACGGCUGGCCCGUCGCACUCGAAGCUGUCUGUGUUGCUGUCCCCGCAGGUGCGCCAUAUUGUUGUCAGCUACGCCUGCUUGGCGCUGCACUCGUUCUGCUUCGACCAGGUCUUCCCCGUCUUCCUCUCCACCGGACCAAACCCGAGCAGCAGCCUUCCAUUCGGUCUGCGUGGCGGUCUCGGCUACAACGCGCCCCUCGUGGCCAACCUCAUCGCCGCUUCCGGUAUUCUGUCCAUCUUUUUCAUGGUCGUGCUCUUCACUCCCGUCGACAAGCACUACGGCACGCUUCUCUGCAUGCGCGCCAGCAUGGUGCUCUUCCCGCUGGUGUACGUGUUUCUGCCAUACCUGGUCGUACUGCCAGAGGCGCCGCACUGGGUGCGGCUAGCAGGUGUUUCCGCAGUAAUAGCUAUGAAGACGCUGGCGGCCGUCUUCGCCUUCAACGGCAAUGCUGUCCUGUUGACGGUGGCGGCACCCUGGCCGGGCUCGCUGGGUCUCGUCAACGGCGUUGCGCAGACAGCGGCAGCUGGUGCCCGUGCGAUCGGACCGGCCAUCUUGGGCGUCGUGAUUGGCUGGGGCGACAGCAUGGGGUCAGAUGCGCUGGGCUGGUGGUUCCUGGCUUUGGUGGCGAUGGGCGGCGCCGUGCAGGCGUUUUGGCGGCGAAGGAGGCGUGGGCUUGGGGGGGGAAUGAAGCCAGGCCCGGUCGAAAUCAAGAUGCAUGACACGGCGCACCUCCUCGUUCCAGGCAAGGUUGCAAUCGCGCCUAUCAUCGUUGUAGACCCCGGCAAUCUCGAGCUCUCGCAUUGA